Messenger RNA from Cicer arietinum (chickpea), 1740 nucleotides. Its product is annotated as E3 ubiquitin-protein ligase At1g63170-like. The record is from RefSeq and is a predicted model, not a curated record. Lineage: Eukaryota; Viridiplantae; Streptophyta; Magnoliopsida; Fabales; Fabaceae.
CCCCUUUGCCCUUUUCCUUAUUUUCUCCAAUCUCAGAAGCGAUAACGGGCGGGCCCCACUUCCUCCUUCAACUCCCACACAAAAACGCUGCCGUUUUCAGUUUUUUGUUUCCACCAUAACAGAACAAAACGGGAGCGAUUCUUUGAGUGCUUCAUCUUUUUUCAAUAUCACUCAAUCCUUUAAUUUAAUAUCUUCCCUUACAACCCAAUUACCUAACUAAACCCCUUCUCUUACGCUAAUUAAUCACAAGAAAAAAUAAAGGCUGCAAUAACACACGAACAUGAACAUGAACAUGAACAAACGAGAAUAGAGAAAUUCCUAUGUUGUUGUUGUUGUUGUUCAACGACUUGAUGAUUCCUUUGUUGGAAUCGGAUGGAGGGUGCUGUUUCACCUCAAUCUGAACAAGGAUUGUUAAUGGCACAACAACCCAAUCACCAUGUAAUUGAUAUAACUGAAACUUCUCAUGAAACUGAAACCUCACCAAUUCGCCAAACAAGUGUUACUGAGGUAGAUUUUCGUGUAGCUAGGUUGCGUGUUUCAUCGAAUGGGUCCAAUUCUAGAAUGAUACGAGGGGAUUCACGAGGGGAAGGAGGAAGUCGUAGGACUCCAUUGAAUUCGGGGUUAUGGAUUUCUUUGGAGUUGUUUUUCACAGUAAUUCAGAUUGUUGCUUCUUUACUUGUUCUUUUUUUGUCCAAAAAUGAACAUCCUCAUGCUCCAUUGUUUGCUUGGAUUGUUGGUUAUGCUUCUGGGUGUGUUGUUUCACUCCCUUUGUUAUUUUGGCGAUAUUAUGCUCGACGUGACCAAUCUCCCACUAUUGAUGAUCCUUCGGGGACACUUCUUUCAAAUUCAUCCACAAUUCAAGGUGAAGAAGAUGUUCCUGUUGCAUCCUCUGGUAGCAAUCGAGCUUCAUGGUUGAUGAAUCCGAGCAGACUGAAGAUACUUAUGGAAUACUUCAAAAUCGCCGUAGAUUGCUUUUUUGCAAUAUGGUUUGUUGUUGGAAAUGUAUGGAUUUUUGGAGGACAUUCUUCAGCUAAUGAAGCUCCUAACAUGUACCGGUUAUGUGUAGUGUUUCUUACUUUUAGCUGUGUCGGUUAUGCAAUGCCCUUCAUUCUAUGUGUAACAAUCUGCUGCUGUCUUCCUUGUAUAAUUUCCACUCUUGGGGUCACAGAGGAUCUGACACAAACCCGAGGUGCAACCACAGAAUCUAUUAAUGCUUUACCGACUCACAAGUUCAAAUUGAAUAGAAACAAAAGCAGAGAUGAAAGCACUCCAGAUGUUUUUGAAGGUGGAGUUGUCGCCGGAGGAACUGAAAAGGAACGCAUGAUCUCUGGAGAAGAUGCUGUUUGCUGCAUAUGCAUAGCAAACUACGAAAAUAACGACGAUUUGAGAGAAUUGCCAUGUUCUCAUCUUUUCCACAAAGAAUGUGUAGACACGUGGUUGAAGAUAAAUGCAUUAUGCCCUCUUUGCAAGAGUGAAGUUGGUAAUGUUACAGAUGAACCUGCCAUUGGGGAAAAUACCAGCCAACAAAGGGGUGAUGAGAAUGGUCUUGCCAAUACUUCAUUGUAAUCUAUUUACAAAUAUAUGGUCAUGUACAAAUUACACAAUUGCACAGUUUUGUAAAGCUUUUCCUUCUAUCUACCCACUCUUUUCCUUGGAUGGAUAGUGGAACUUAAGUGAGUUCAUAUUUGUCAAUGCCCUUAUACUGGAGUUAUAAGUGAAUACAAAUUAUACUUGCAGUCU